Molecule: messenger RNA, 3312 nt
Organism: Histoplasma capsulatum G186AR
Lineage: Eukaryota; Fungi; Ascomycota; Eurotiomycetes; Onygenales; Ajellomycetaceae
Product: spindle pole body component alp14
Exons: 4
Coding region: 1-2793 (930 amino acids)
Biological process (GO): mitotic spindle organization; establishment or maintenance of microtubule cytoskeleton polarity; microtubule polymerization
Cellular component (GO): kinetochore; centrosome; microtubule plus-end
Molecular function (GO): microtubule plus-end binding; microtubule plus end polymerase activity
Source: RefSeq, a predicted model, not a curated record
AUGGCUGAGCAAGAAGAGGACUUCAGUUCCUUGCCUCUACCAGAUAGAUUUGUCCAUAAGAAUUGGAAAGUUAGAAAAGGAGGAUAUGAGGACGCUACAAAACAAUUCGAGGUAUCACCCGACGAGUCGGAUCCCGUGUUUCGACCGUUCCUACAAGACCCAGGACUAUGGAAGGGUGCCGUCGCCGAUUCGAAUGUAGCGGCGCAGCAGGAGGGUUUAAAUGCGUACUGCGCCUUUUUGAAAUAUUCUGGAGUGCAAGGCUGCACGAGGACUCGUGGAUCGACAAUUGCUGCCAUCACUGAAAAAGGUUUACCAUCAACUCGACCUGCAGCGAAGGCCAGCGCAUUGGAAGCCAUUCUACUUUGUAUAGAACUAGAUAAGCCCGAGCCCGUUAUCGAGGAUCUAAUGGCGGCGCUGUCACAUAAACUCCCCAAAGUCAUCGCACCGUCCCUCGCCGCACUGACAGCCGUAUUUCACAAUUAUGGUUGCAAAGUUAUCGAACCAAAGCCGGUAUUAAAGGCUCUGCCUAAGGUUUUCGGUCACGCUGAUAAGAAUGUUCGAGCGGAGGCGACAAAUCUAACUGCAGAGCUCUACAGAUGGCUCAAAGACGCUAUGAAACCGCUGUUCUGGGGAGAAUUAAAGCCAGUACAACAACAGGAUUUAGAAAAACUAUUCGAAGCUAUCAAGCAGGAGCCAGCGCCAAAGCAGCAGCGAUUUACGCGAGCACAGCAAGAAGCUAUGGCAGCAGCCAGCAGCCAGGCUGGUGGAGAGGGCGAUGACGGCGCAGAUGGGGGCGAAGAAGACGUCGAUGAUGCAGAGGUUGAUGUUUUUGAUCUUGCAGAAGCCGUCGAUGUCUUGUCUCAGGCACCAAAGGACCUACAUGAGAAGUUAGCGUCGUCGAAAUGGAAGGACCGCAAAGAAGCGCUCGAUGCACUUUUCGUCACAGCGAAUGUUCCUAGGAUAAAAGAUGGGCCGUUUGACGAAGUAGUACGUGCGCUGGCGAAAUGCAUGAAGGAUGCAAACGUUGCUGUUGUGACUGUGGCUGCCAAUACGAUAGAAGCUCUUGCUAAAGGCUUACGAAAAAGUUUCUCCAAAUACAGGCCUACUGUUCUAGCUCCUAUUAUGGAACGCCUAAAGGAGAAAAAGCAGUCUGUUGCUGAUGCGCUGGGUCAUGCCUUGGAUGCCGUUUUUGCUGCCACCAACCUUUCGGAUUGUCUUGAAGAUGUGUUAGAAUUCCUUAAGCACAAAAAUCCGCAAGUCAAACAGGAAACUCUGAGGUUUCUGAUUCGAUGUCUGAGAACAACGCGGGAUGUUCCAUCCAAACCAGAAGCAAAGUCGAUAGCGGACGCUGCUACAAAAUUACUAACAGAAUCCAGCGAAGCUACUCGAUCCGGCGGUGCUGAAAUUUUGGGAACCUUGAUGAAGAUUAUCGGCGAAAGGGCGAUGAAUCCCUAUUUGGAUGGGUUAGAUGAUAUUCGGAAAACAAAGAUAAAGGAAUUUUUUGACACGGCAGAAGUCAAGGCUAAAGAACGUCCUAAACCUAUCGUCGGGCCUCCCAAAGGUCUAGCCCUUCCCGGAGGGGCUAAGAAACCCGUUGCCAAACGGCCACCAGCUGCAGUUAAGAAGCCAGCACCCGCUGCGGCGCCCGCUGCGGCACCAGAAGAACCUACGCCGGCACCACCCACAGCCAAGAAGGCAAUUCCGUCCAAGCUUGGCCUUCCCAAGGCUGCGGGAGCGGCGACACCUGGGGGUGGGCUUAAACUUCAAAGGAAGCUAGCUGGACCAGGAGGUGUGCCUGCAUCGCCACGAAGGGUUGUCUCACCACCAUUCGAGGAAAACCCCCCUCCUGUUGCCGCUGCUUCUGCUCCUACAGUGUCCAAAUUCGGUAUGGGUAAUCGUGGACUUACUGGGCGUUCUCUGGGGAGGCCUGCACCUUCAAACUCAGAGCCUGCACCGCCGCCUCCUACUUCAAUAAGCUCCGGAAUGGCAGCAAUUGAGCGAGCUGAAUUAGAAGAGCUUCGACUUGAGAAAGAGAGAUACUCUCGGAUGGUAGAAAAUUUGCAAUCUGAGCGAACAAAACUGCUGUCCGAAAUAAAUGAACUUCAAAAUCAAAACGCGCAGCUGAUCGAAGACCACACAAGGGAUGUGUUGAGCGUCAAAGCCAAAGAAACUCAACUGGUUCGAGCCAGGAGUGAUGCAGAAGCGGCAGAACAAAAUGUCCAGAAGCAGCAAAGGGAAAUUGAGCGGUUGAAGCGGGAGCUGGCUCGGGCCGUGCGCGCCAGUGCAGCUAGCCCUCCAGCAACUAUUCCCGAUAUGAGCCUGAAUAUGGGCCUGACUGAUGGCGGAAUAUAUCAGGACAACACAACCAAUCAUAACCACAACAUGAACGGUCCACCAUCUCGCUCUGCUCUGCAUUUCGGCUCACGAUUCGAAAGCGCACGACCUAGAAGCUUCAUGUCUGCCAGCCCCAGUGAGGAAAAAGAGAACACCAACGGCCUCGAAUCACCAGGUCUGAGUAGUACCGGUGGCGGUGGCGGGUAUCCGGGGAGGAGAAAAAUCAGUCCACCCGUUGGCUCUUCGUAUUCUUCGGGUAGAGGAAGCCCGGGGAGGAUGUCUGUUGGCGGUAGGACAGGGUCUAGCGGUGAUGGACUGCCUGCAUCCACUUCUGCUUCACAAGGCGGUGGUGAACCGGCGGAGAAUUGGAAGCGUGCCGCCGAAGUUACUAGCCAGCUGAAGGCGAGGAUUGAGCAGAUGAAGGCACGACAAGGUCUUUCUCGACCUGCACCUUCAUAGCUCACUCCCCGCAACCCUCCGAGAAAUUGAUGACGCAUAUCCUCAGUGGACUGUUUUGCGUUAUAUAAUACCUUUGUCUUGCCCUCACUGCGCCACUUUUCCUCCUCUAACGAUUGUCCUUUCAUCUACCUUCUUCGCGUUUUGCUUAUUUACAGGGUGCUUGUCGGUCCCUUUGAUGGACAUUUUUUCAAUACUCAAUACCCCAAAUACAAUCAAUUUCGAAUGCUUUUUUUGUGGUGGUUUGUUUCCUUUUUUUCCUUUCUUCACUUCGUCUAUUAUAUCAUCUUCUUGCCUUUCCCUUUCAUCUGGGCAAACUGCAAGUCCUUUGUUCCUUUUUUCACUAUUCUGUCUUCGGUUCGGUAACUAUUGAGGAAUAUUGAGGUAGGCGUACGAAAAGGGGGGGAUGGUAACACAAGCGGAAUCAAAAUGAUUUUGUUAUAUAUAUACAUCUAACCUCCUUUCUCACUCACACCCUCACUUUUGCUUACAGAUUAGGUCAUUUUUUUAUUAUCUUUCCGG